AUGUCUCUCCGCGCAGUUCCUUCAACUAAUCCUCCUUCUACCAAAACAGUUGCAGAUACAGCAAACUCUUAUGGUGUUCACGAUACUUUUCGUUAUGGGCCUAGAUCUAUAGAGACCGAGAUUUCACCGGCUCAUCCCCUCGAAAAUAGACUCAAACAAUGGGAAGAGACACAAACCAAUCUGAAACUUACGAUGCAAAGAAGAAUUUAUGGUAUUCAUGCACCUAUAAGACAUCUUAUGGAACGAAGUAUUGUGUCUAGGGUGCAGCGUUUACCAGGUAUGCCGUCAUCUAAUUUUGGAUUGGAUAUUUUGAUGGGCAAAGAUGAAACGAUCGAUUUUGAAGAUUUCUUGAACGAUCCAGAAUUAUCAACCGAGAUGGUAGAUGUACAUACAGCAAUGGAACAUAAACUGGGUAUCCAAUAA
This is a messenger RNA of Dentiscutata erythropus, 423 nucleotides long. The record is from the annotation of a GenBank genome assembly. Lineage: Eukaryota; Fungi; Glomeromycota; Glomeromycetes; Diversisporales; Gigasporaceae.